AUGAUGUCUUCAUUCUCCUCCAUCCUCGCUGCGAGCUUGACCAUCGGUUCCACCACUGCUGCUCCAUGGGGUCCCCAGUGGUGGGGUGGACCCAAGCCUCAAUGGGGCGGUAGCAACAACAAUGCCGGCCAGAGCAGUGGCAUAAACGUACAGCUCGGUCCUAGGCCCUACUAUCUCGUCAACAACAUGGAUCCUGGUCCUCUGAAGGACAAGCUCGAGUCCUGCUCCGAAGGACCUUUCAAGACUUCUACGUUCUCGAUCUCCCACCGUGGAGCACCGUUGAUGUUCCCAGAGCACUCUCGACAAGGCUAUGUUGCUGCAGCCCGCAUGGGAGCUGGCAUCAUCGAAUGCGAUGUAUCCUUCACGUCCGACCGCGAACUCGUGUGCCGCCACAGCAACUGCGAUCUUCAGUAUACCACCAACAUCCUUGCCCAUCCAGACCUUGCGGCGAAGUGCUCCAAGCCUUUUGUCCCAUACAAUGCCACAACCAACACUCCUGCCAGUGCAACUUGCUGCACAUCUGACAUCACACUCAAGGAAUUCAAGUCUUUAUGCGCUGAGAUGGAAGCCACUACUUUCAAUGCCCUCAACGUCAGCACGACGACCACUCCCAACUUCGGUCGGAUCGGGACAACACCCGACUGGAGGACGAAUAUGUAUUCCUACUCCUGUGCCGAGCCUAUGUCACUCAAGGACCAGAUUACUCUCGUCGACAGCUUUGGUGUCAAUUUCACAGCAGAGGCGAAGACUCCCCAGAUUCCCAUGCCAUUCCAAGGAAAUUACACGCAACAGGACUUUGCCCAGCAGAUCGUGGACACUUUCAACGAGAUGAAAAUUGCCGCAAACCGCGUGUGGCUCCAGUCUUUCCUGCCGGAUGACAUCUUCUACUGGUUAGCGAACGACGACUCCUUCGGUGUACAGGCCAUCUACCUCGACGAGCGCGCGGAUUUGACCGCUGAUGGCUACGAUGUGGCUGUCGCCUCGCUCCCGGGUCUGGCAGCGAAGGGCGUCAAGAUUAUCUCACCAUCUAUCUGGCAGCUUGUGACAGCAGACAACGCUACCGGCAAGAUCGUGCCGUCAUCUUAUGCAAUCGCAGCCAAGAAGGCUGGCCUCGAAAUCAUCACCUGGUCGUUCGAUCGCUCGGGUCCAUUGGAGAUCCAGGGUGGUGGAUACUACUAUACUGGUGUGAAUAACUUGAUCAACAACGAUGGCGAUGAAUACACUGUGAUCGAUGUGAUCGCGCAGCAAGUCGGUGCUACUCGCAUCUUCGCUGACUGGGCUGCCACCGUCACCUACUACGCCAACUGUUUCGGUCUCUAG
Recurvomyces mirabilis is the source of this 1320-nucleotide messenger RNA. RefSeq lists its product as uncharacterized. The record is from RefSeq and is a predicted model, not a curated record. The coding region runs from base 1 to 1320 and encodes 439 amino acids. The transcript has 4 exons. Gene Ontology annotation, biological process: lipid metabolic process. Lineage: Eukaryota; Fungi; Ascomycota; Dothideomycetes; Mycosphaerellales; Teratosphaeriaceae. Gene Ontology annotation, molecular function: glycerophosphodiester phosphodiesterase activity.